Megalops cyprinoides (Indo-Pacific tarpon) is the source of this 978-nucleotide messenger RNA. RefSeq names its product annexin A5a (gene anxa5a). The record is from RefSeq and is a predicted model, not a curated record. The transcript is spliced from 12 exons. Bases 1 to 978 code for a protein of 325 amino acids. Gene Ontology annotation, biological process: negative regulation of coagulation. Gene Ontology annotation, cellular component: cytoplasm. Gene Ontology annotation, molecular function: calcium-dependent phospholipid binding; calcium ion binding. NCBI's taxonomy places the organism in Eukaryota, Metazoa, Chordata, Actinopteri, Elopiformes, Megalopidae.
AUGUUACAGAACAUCAACUUCCCCCAUUCUGACAGAGGCAGCGUGAAGCCAUUCGUCCAUUUCAAUGCCAAGCAGGACGCAGACCUCCUGCACAAGGCAAUGAAAGGCCUGGGCACCGAUGAGGAGGCCAUUCUGCGGCUCCUGGCGGCUCGCAGCAACGCCCAGAGGCAGCAGAUUAAAUCAGCUUACAAGAGCCGUCAUGGAAAGGACCUGGUAAAGGAGUUACAGUCCGAGCUCGGGGGAAAGUUUGAAACACUCAUUGUUGCCCUGAUGACUCCUCCUCUUACUUAUGAUGUGACUGAACUAAGAAAUGCAAUGAAGGGGGCGGGGACUGAGGAGAAGGUUCUUAUAGAGAUCUUGGCCUCCAGGACAGAGGAACAGAUCAAGGACAUCAUCAAAGCCUACAAGAAACAGUACCGUGACAGCCUGGAGUCGGAUGUCAGCGGCGACACCACGGGACACUUCAAGAGGAUGCUGGUGAUUCUCCUGCAGGCCAAUAGGGAGGAAGGUGUUGACGAAGGAACCAUUGAGAAAGAUGCUAAGGAGCUGUUUGCUGCCGGGGAGCAGAAGCACGGCACGGACGAGGACAAAUUCAUCUCCAUCCUGGGCAACAGAAGCACCGAGCACCUGCGGAGAGUUUUUGCUGCCUACAAGAAACUGUCUGGGUAUGAAAUUGAACAAAGCCUUGAAAGAGAGACUUCUGGGAGUCUGAAGGAGUUGCUCCUGGCUGUAGUGAAGUGCGCUAGGAGUGUUCCAGCCUAUUUUGCUGAAAGCCUCCGUGAUGCUAUGAAGGGGGCUGGCACGGAUGACGAGACCCUGAUCCGGAUCAUGGUGUCCCGCAGCGAGGUGGACAUGCUGGACAUCCGGGCGGAGUUCCUCCGGAUGUAUGGCCAAUCGCUGUACACCACCAUCCAGGAGGACACGACCGGGGACUACCGGAAGGCCCUCCUGUACCUCUGUGGGGGCAACGAUGGGUAG